Molecule: messenger RNA, 13807 nt
Organism: Porites lobata
Lineage: Eukaryota; Metazoa; Cnidaria; Anthozoa; Scleractinia; Poritidae
Source: the annotation of a GenBank genome assembly
CUCAAGAUACGGACCGUACCUAUUUUGGUAAGUUUGUAAGCAUUGCUUCGAUCUUUAUUUUUAAUUUUCAGUGGAACUUUUGGUAACGAGCUUUCUUCUUUACCUGAUAGAAUGUUCGAAGAAAGUUGGACGGCAGAAUACCCGGUCACUUCAUCUACAUCUUAGCUUGUUCAAUGAAUAAGAAAGGAUCCGUUGUGUUAUGCCUCGUUCAAGGCGUUCGGAUACAGAUAAGACUUUUACUUACUGAAUUGGCCUGAAGUGGGUAGGUAGUCUGCAGUUAAUUUUACAAUGAACAAGACCACUUUUCAGCAAUGAUACAGGCCUAAAGCUAAGGUUUUCCCUAGGAAGUUGCAUUUCAGAACAACGGUGCGAAUAUUCGCGCCGUCGAUGGCGCGAGUAUCUAGGGGAUUCCCCCCGGAAAACUUUGAAUUUUUGGAAUGUCUGGGCUUACAUUUUGUUUCUUUUGUAAAAAGUUACGCCGUAAAUCAGACAGUAAUGUUGCUUGUGAUUUAAAACGUAAAAAUCAAAUAACACUAGCUUGCUCGAGCAAAAGACAAUGCGAACGUAUCAGAAUGGUUUAGUCAUUUUGAUGGGGAUCCACCACUGAAAAGAAUAUUAUUUCCAUGUGAACAACUUUGGCCCACUGGUAAAAUAGAAAGGAAUCUUGAAUACCACUUCUUCUUUUUACCCCAUACAAAGUUAGCUUUACCGCAGCUUCAUUGUUUCAUAUAGUGUAAAAAAUAAUAACCAGACAGCUUUCACAAUUCUUUCUUGUACCUUUUAUGCAUCAGUCAAUUCCAGCUGUGCCCAGGCCCUCCCGGGCUACUGCGGGGCAUUUGCUCGCCUUGUUAGUCCUGGGGGUGGGGCAUUUGCAAAUUUUGCACUGCCCAGGGGCUGGGCAUUUGCCAACCCCGGGGCUAUUCCCAAACUUUUGACAUGCACGCGGUUUCCUAUCAGAAUAUAACUACACAGAGGAUUUUGCUGGAAAAAACAAGCAUAUCAGCUCAUCUAUCAAGGACAGGAAAAAAUUGAAGAGGGUCAUAAAGGCCUGUUCUCGAUUUUAUGCAUGCAUUUCUUGUUGCUUAUUAAGCCAGAAUUACGAAGCGAAAGCGGGAGCUAUCGACGUGAUUCAACGUUCUUUAGUUAAAUUGAAUCAAAUUUCUGUUGAUAUCAUUUGAAGAAUAUCCUUGCAUAUUUUAUGACAUAACAUAUAACUUUACAGUGCACUAUUAAUUUUAGUGUCAAUAAUUUUAUAACAAGACUAUAAACUGGUGUCAUCGCGGCGUGAAGUCUUGAUUGGAAUCCUAGCGCUAUUACAAAGGAAGAUGUGAAUUGAAACAAAAAAUCGCACAUUAAAAUGCUUAAAAUGACACUAUUAGACAGUGCAGUCAAUGAAAAAUGUUGCAGUGCUGUUGGAGGAUGGGGCAUUUGCCCUCUUUUUUCGUCCCCACCCUGGGGAAUUUAACAGCUCAAAAGUCCCCACCCCCAGGAAUUUGCCAUCCAAGGCAAAAAAAAUGCUAAUGCCUUGUGUGUGUGUGUGUGUGUGUGGGGGGGGGGGGGUUCUGGGCACAGCUGGAAUUGGCUGAUGCUUCAAUAUACAAAUUCAAAAAUUAAAAAUUUACCUUGCCAUUCGGCAUCACCAAACAGAACUACUAAUCCAGUUUCGAAAUUCUAAAAAGAUUCAGGAGAAUAUAAUGUAGAAAAAAUCAAAAUACGGCUAAAGUACUCAAAGAAUUGAAGUAGAGUGGAAAAUGAGAGGACUUUUAAACGCUGUGAGUCAAUACCUCAUUGCAGUUGGUAAAUGUUUUCAAAGAACCAGGAAAUGAACAAGAUACCCGACAAUCUGAUAUUCGCACAUCCAAUUUUUUAAGAAUUCUCAUCUAAUUCUCUUAAGAAAAUUUGAUACUUGUUUAGAAAUUUCGAUUUCUGUGUGCUGAAGUAGAAAGAGUCGUACAGUUGUACAUGUACUCAUGCCAGAUAAUUGACAAGUUCAGAUUUUCAUGAAAAACAGAGAGACCAUACUGCCGAGCUAGCAUUCUGAAAACCGUCACCAGGAUUCGAGAUUCGAAUAUCCUCACGCUUGGAGAAUUUGCUCACCACAAGAGCAAACCCUAAAUUUAGAAUUGCUUGACAUUUGCGAACAAACAUCAAAUGCUCUGGGGAGGUUUCAAUGAUAAUUUUCCUUUUCAUGUAUAUCCUUUGAAAGCUCACUCAGUGCGUCUUGCCGGUGAAGUGUUAAAAGACAUUUGACAUUUCAUUAUAAUUAUGCCCAAGGUUGACGAUUGAGUCUACUUCUUGAUCAAACCCAAGGCAAUGCUUGAACACGCUUGAGAUUUCUAAAGAAACAUUUUUUAGAAGAAUUAAGUCGGAGAAUUUGUGAAAAUGGAUUAAAUCUCAGACUUCCCUCUACUUAACUGUAUCUAACCCAGGGGGGAACUCCUGAUUUCAAGUGACAGGGAUGAUUGAAGGAGUUUUUUGGGUUUGAAAUAUUUGAUUUCGGGAAUUCGUUUUGGGGUAGGAAAAUUUUAGCAAGUAUUUUUUGGGCAGCUUGAUUUAGAUAGGGAUUUUUUUGAGUAUUCAAAACAGUCUGAAGAUUUGUGAUAGUUAUAUCAGUGCUUAUUUUAAUGCUUUCUGGAAAUUUUACAGCUUGGAAAUUCAGUGUGGGUUUUUUUUUUGGUCUUUUUUUGGGGUUUAAUUUUUGCCCUCAUCAAGGUUGUCACUAAGAUUUCAAGUUGCCAGUGUAAAUACAACAAGUGGGAGGGGAAUCAAAUGGCUAGGGAUUUCUUUUGGUUCUAUUUUUCUUCUACUUUCCAAUAAAAGUAGCAAAUACUCUCUUAGUAGCCGGGAAAAUUCCGCCCCCCGGAGGGUUUCUACUUUUUCAAAACAUUUCCGGCUGCCAGGUCACUCCAUGAAACACAGCAUACUUUGCUAUUCAGACCAAUUUUUUUUCAGGGAUCGUGAGUCCCUCUUACAUUCUUCCCAGCUACAACGUUUGCUGUUGAUCAUUUCCUAAUAAAAAUGCGUGAAAAACAUUGCUUUGAGUGAAACGCCAAGGUUUGUCUGAGUCAUGCGUGGGCUCUCAUCUGACAUAAACUAUUUUUAGAAUCUGCACUGCACUAUUUCACGACUUUGUGGACCAAUAUCACUUCUUUGCUCCCUUUGGACGUAAAGCUGUAUCACCUCUUUCUAGCAGUGUCAAUGGAUAUAUUCAAAUGCAGAGCUCUUUACCAAAAAUUGAAAAAUCGUGGAAGGGUGUAUUUUUCUUUGAACACAGCCUUAGUAAGUGAUACAAAUACAUGUAGCUUUGCGUUCUCAAAUAACUUUGUAAACAAUAUUGCAGGAGCAAAUUAAGGUUAAUUGAUUGAUAGUUUGAAUGAAAAGUUGCAUUUCCUUUGAGUAUCUUGAAGUAUUUAAUUUUGUCAGGUUGAACUUAGUAGCCCAGAUGUUAUGGAUUUUGUCUCUUAUGAAAAACUUGCACCUGCACAGUAGGUGCUUGGAAGUUAUGGGUUUGAUAAGUAGAGAACAGGGUGGACAAUGGAAACAUGUAAAGGAGGGAGCUCCCUCUAUCCUCAUGUGUCACCCUAAAUGUCCUCGUUCUUUCCUGCACCUUUAUUACUUGCAAGCAUUUGUUCCCCUUGCACUCCCCUUUCUUUCUUGCACCCAUAUUACUUGCGAGUGCCUGCUAAACAGGCUACUUAAAAUUGUACAUAUAUUUUUCCCGCUUUGUCCUGACAACAAUCUUACAGAUGAAAGAUGACAGGAUGUAAGGGAAGAUCUUAAGAGAGAAGUGAUCUAAAUUAAAAGGACUUAUGAACAUAAUAUUUUCUUGUUCAUUUUAAAAGCCUUCCCAUUUCUUUUUUCUUUUGAAUUUUUUUAGAUGGUUCUAAAGCGAACUUGUUCCAGACAAUACCAUGUCUUCCAUAUUACAUAUUACCCUCUUGGCAAGUGAAUGGAAAUCUUCCAAAGGAGGUCUGUCAACCAUAAACAGGGAGUUAGCCAUACAGUUAGCCAAGCAACCUAAUGUGUCAGUCAGUUUCCUUGUUCCAGAAUAUUCUGAGAACGACAAAGAAGCAGCUCACCUGUAUGGUAUAAAUGUAAUAAAGGCGGAAAUGUUAACUGGUUAUGAAGGAGUUGAGCGGUUGGUGUCCCCACCCGAGAGUCUACUGAUUGAUUUUGUAGUUGGACAUGGUGUAGUUCUUGGAAAGCAGGCGCAGAUAAUAAGACGCUUACACAAUUGUAAAUGGGUGCAAGUUGUACAUACUGCCCCUCAUGAACUUGCAAUGUUUAAAAGUUACCCAGGUGCCAUUCCUAAGGGAGAUGAAAAGCAAAGGAACGAGUUAAGCCUGUGCGAAAAGGCUGACCUUGUCAUAGCUAUUGGACCCAAACUAAAGGAAUUUUAUUCAGCCUACUUGAAUCAGCGGGGGAAAAGAGUUUACAACUUAACCCCUGGAAUCUUUCACAACUUAUCGUCCAUAAGAGUUUCUUGUCAGACUGGUGCAAAGUUUCGUAUUUUAGUUUUUGGUCGAGGGGACGAAGAGGAUUUUGCAAUUAAAGGGUAUGACAUUGCUGCUCAAGCAAUUGCCAAGCUGGCCGACAAGAGUUAUCAUCUGACAUUUGUUGGUGCAUCCAGUGAGAGCGAGAACCAAUUAAUAGAUAAAUUGCUUGAGCAAGGCUUGGAUCGAAGCCAACUGAUUGUCAUAGGGUAUCAGGAGGAUCGAGAUUUUCUCGAGGCAAUCAUGCGUGCCUCAAACCUUGUCUUAAUACCUUCCAGAACCGAGGGUUUCGGUUUAACAGCACUAGAAGCACUUUCUGCUGGUUUGCCAUUUCUUGUAAGUCAAAAUAGUGGAUUUGGAGAGGCACUACGUGAAAUUGGCACAUCCUUCGUAGUAGAUUCUGAGGAUCCAAAUCGCUGGGCUGAGGCCAUCAGACGCAUUCGGGAGAGGGGGAGUGAAAAGGCAAUACAGGAGUGUCAGCAACUAAGAACACGCUAUGCAGAGAAGUACAGCUGGGAAAAGCAGUGUAGGAAAUUUGUGGAGAUCUUGCAGUCCUUGCCUCACAGUGAGUCUUGGUAUUCAGUAUUUUUUUAUAUGCAAUGUUGGCAGACUGCUGUAAGCAAUGUAUAUUUAUUAAAUUUAGUGUAACUCUUACUUACCAGUAAUUAAAGGAAUUCCUAGUUUGGGUUUGUAGGUAGUGUUCAUGGGAGUAGGUAUGACUAGGAGUGUUUAGAGUCAUCAAGCAUGUGAGUAGCCAAGUGGAUUUGUAUUCGCAAUAUUUGGAUUUUCGGCCAGGAGAAAGUUAGUUCAAAAGUCUUUCAGAAAAUGCCAACUUGAUUUUAAAAAAAUACUUUGACUGCAUGCUCGUCCUUCAAGCACACAUACCCACAUGUAUGCCCACACACCCAAGUAAAGUAACAGAAAACAAAAAAGCUUUUUGGUACAACAUUGACAACUUGCUGCCAGUUAUGUAACUAUUGUGUUGAUGGCAAAGUGGUAAAAAUCUUACACAAGUCAUGAAGUGAUAUGAAGUCUCAGUUAUCAUUAAUCGCCACAGUAAUGGCCCAUGUGAAAAUUAGUUGAAAGCUAGCAUUUGUCAACGUUUGAAUGCAUUAAUUCUGGUGGGGCUAAUGAGACUAGGAGAAUAUUGCUUAUCACAUACAGAAUCAGUGGGUCUGACGAUUUUACUUAUGUUAAAAGUGUUAUAGCGUGGUUGAAUUAUAUUAUUUUUAAUCAAACAGAGGGGCCCUCAAUUCAUUGUCAGAUUGACAAUUUUGCUUCCUUGACUCCUUCUGGAACUUCAGCUUAUCAACAAGAUGUGAGACUAACGGAUCAAUCACCAUCCUCUUCAAGUACAAACCAAAGCAGUUUAACAGGUAUGGAAUAAAUUCAGUCUUGAUUAUCAUUGCCUAUGAUGAUAAUGAUGAUGAUGACGAUGAUUAUCAUUAUUAGAGGGUAUUAUCUGCCCAAACUAGACUUUGGUGGUCGUGUAUAACACCCUUUUGGUUCCUUGACAGCCUCAGCACGUAAACAGAUGUUUUACCUUGCAGAUGUUCUGUAAAAAACAGUUGGGGUAGUAAUUGGUCCCCUUUUGUCUUUGUACAAUUUAUAAAUCUUCUCCCUUUUCAUUAGUUUUGUCCAAUAACUUUGUAUUAUUUUAAAAUUAUUUGAUGUCAACCAUAAAGCAAUGGAAAAGUCUUUCAAAUCUGAUAAGUACAGAAGGUAUCUGUGUACAAUUAGCUUUAACAGUAUUGGCAACUUCAUCUUUCAGGAAAGAAAACCCCCUUUUUUCAUAAAUCAAUAUGAUAAUAAACACUAUUACUUUGUGUCUUUAUUUUGGUCUUAUGUAUCUCUAUCUUAUUUUCCUUCUUUUCAGAUAUAAAUAUGAUUCUGUCUCUGGGAGACCUCCUUUUCAAAUGCCUUGUAGUUUCCAGUGGCCUGUUAGCCACAUUUUCUACCAUUUCAUUUUCUCUAAAAUAAUUGUUUUCUUUUUUUGCAUAAAUGUGCAUCUUUAACUAUUCAGGAUUUGGGGCUAAACUAGGUGAAAUUUUUCCGAACCCCAUUUUAAAUGUUACUUCACUGAAGUGAUUCCCCUAAUAACAUUUCAUGACUUUCGCGAUCCCCCCCCUCCCGCCAUGUCUUCAUUUUCCAAGCAAAUUUGAGUGGUCCCCCCUCUGAAUCCUUCCAAAGUUUUCAGUAAUCCCCCCUUUUGGGUUCUCAGUUACGAAUUGAUCCUUGUACUGUCGCAAUUUGCAAUAAUCAUCGCAUUUUGUAAUACCUGUCACAAUUUGUAAUAAACCGUAUCGCCCUUUAGUAACAAAAAAGCUGUCGCAAUUUGUAAGAACUGUCCGUUGCACUUUGUAAUAAACUAAGCUGUUGCAAUUUGUAAUAAUUCCAUCGCAUUUUGUAAUACUUUCUUGAGAGUGAUUCAGCUUACUUCGUCAACAUUAAUGUAAUGCAAAAAUAUGCAUGGUACUUCAUAAAGAAAGAUGAUGACGUCUGCACGUAACAUCUCCGUAACAUUUUCUUUGGUCAAACAUGGAUGUCUUCCGCUAUAAAUUUUUCUGCCCUUAUUAAUCACGUGACCAACUAGAAUCGCGUUUAUAAAAGACAUGAAACUUCCUGUGACAUCACCAAAAAGAUAUGAAUCAUGUUUAAAUUCAACAAUAUUUAAAUAACAAAAUCAACAUUUAACGACAGAUAAUUCAUGAAUAACCUGGCAUUCGUCGUCCAAAUCCAUGUUUGCUUGCCACGUGACACGUGAAGUCUUCUUGGGUGGGGGGAUAAUCCCAUAUAUGGAUGGGCUAGAUAGGUAAGUACCGCCUCAUAGGGUAUGGGAGGAUAUCGAGCCUUUAAUGGGGCAUCAUUUUUUGCCUUGUUGUCCUUGCGUCUUUGGUUGUAUCCUUAGAUAGGGUAACUCAAGUAGUAAUGGAUGGUUUAUUCCAUCCUUUCCAUUUUGUGGAAAAAAAGUAAUCCUGAACACGCUCGGAAGAAUUGCAAGGUCUUACGUAUUGUAUAUACGCAGGGAAGGAGAAUUUUUUACUAUCCCCACGGUAUUUGCUUUAGAGGUUUCCAUAUAGAAAAAAUUGUGUUAAGAUGGAAUGAGUACUCCUUUUGUUCCUUGAUAUGGGAUCAAAUCAAGUGAGAAUAAUGGACCAAAUGGCCAGCCGGCUCAGCGUAAGACCCCAAGUGAGUUUUGUAAAAAAAAUACAUACGUUGAAGGUAUUGGCCUGCGACUAAUUGGGAUUUUGUGUUUAUGUUUCUGUUGUGGUUCGACGGUUUGUCACUGGUGACGUUUUUUGGUUUAUUUGCAGUGAACAGUUUGAAUCUUUCCAGGCCUCGUUUGAUUAACUUGGCCAAAAUAUGGAAGCCACUAUUACUUCUUUAAGAUUGAGCGUUAGACAAGGACGGUGCACCACGUGUUGUGUCGACCUGUUAUAAGAUCUAACAAGGAAAGCUUGAACUUUUCUGGUGUCCUGAUACGAAUGAUGUAGGAUGGAUGUUACGAUUUGCGGAAAUUAAAUGCCUUUUAAUAAUGGCUCGUUUGUAUCUAGUGUCUCUAGAUCCUGUACUCUGACAACUAAUGCUCUGUCCAGAGGCACAUACCCGUAUUGGCCAUAUAAGGAAGAACACCCGCCGGGUAACCAUUGAAUGCAAACCACCUAGUACAAUAGCAAGGUUUAAGAAUGCAGCAUUUCGUAAGUCAGAUAACUAAACAACAUUAAUUUUUAAAAAAUGUUUAGGACUGUGAAUAAAGUUAAAUAGUUUGAAUGAGCGGAGAUGUUACGUACGUGCUAGCAGACGUCAUCAUCUUUGUUUAUGAAGUACCAUGCGUAUUUUGGCAUUAUAUUAUUGUUGACGAAGUAAGUUUAAUUACUCUCAAAAAAUUGUUACAAAGUGCGAUGGAAUCAUUACAAAUUGCAACAGCUUAGUUUAUUACAAAGUGCGAUGGACAGUUAUUACAAAUUGCGACAGCUUUUUUGUGCGACACGGUUUAUUACAAAUUGCGACAGGUAUUACAAAGUGCGAUGAUUAUUACAAAUUGCGACAGUACAAUCUUCCCUUUUGUUCUCCUAAAAAUCAAGUGACCCCCCCAAAGGCGAUAAAUAAUGACCGGUCCCUAAGGGUAGUUAAUUAUAUAUGUAUUAUUUAUUUGUUUGUUUUAGCACAAGAGGCGCCAUUGUCUUUGUCGAAGAGGAAAGUACCUCAAGUUCCAAAUGAGAAACAGUUCAAAGGUAUUAAAUGUAAGAGAGACCUAUCAGUCGAAAACAAUAAACAAACCAAGAAAAAAAAAACAUCAACACAAGCGCCUGUUAAGAAAUUUUGCGUAAGAGCAGGCUUUAAGUUGAAUUUGUGUUUUUGGUGACAAAACUGAUUGGGACAUUUUUCACAAUUUUGACUGAAAAUGUCAAAACGCAGUUGUGGCGGUGAAAUGUAAAUAUGACGCAUUAUGCAUGGUUCAGUAUGACCUGUUACCCCCCCCCCCCCGGGCAACCCUCGGGACAAGUCCAGCCCUUCGGGCCCGGGGGUAGGGGAUGGGGCAAAUUAAAAAUAUCUUAUCUUUGAUUUUGCGAAAAGUACGUGUCAUUUCUCGCGCGUUUUACACGAUGGCUGCGGAGCGCAAGACUACGUAUUUCAAGGAAAAAGGCAGGAAGUUGUCGGAGAGUGGUUGAACAGGAAGUAAUAUAUCAAACAUGAGAUGCAGUGUUUCAUCACCAGAUGAAACACCGAGAAGAGAGUUGAAAAUACGACGCGCAGCGGAGUAUUUUUGACGAACUUCGAGGUGUUUCAUCUGGUGAUGAAACACUGUGUCGAAUGUUUGAUAUUUCUUCUCAAACAAAAUCAUUUUUUAAGGAGAAAUUAAGGAUGCAAAUACUAAGCAGUGUUUCAUCCGAUUUCCAAACACUCAUUAAACAUUAAUUUCCUUUGUAUUUUCUUAAUGAAUUAUUAAUGAGUUUGAGAAUAACUUAUCACAAUUAAAGUCUGUAUUUAAAGGUAUGUUUUAAAAUUUAAAACGAAUGUUCCUGUGAUGCGUACUCCAAAAGAAGGACAGACAUAUUUCUUCAGCCUAGCUUUAAAUAAUGACAAGAAAACUUAUCAGUAUGAAAACGAUUACAAAGCUUUGGUAUAUAUAGAGAAAUAGAAAUUCGAUCCAGUGUUCUUAUGAAGUGUUCUAUCAAGGAGGCCCUUUUUAAAGAGUUUUUUCUUCUUCGUUUUCGUUUUCAAAUUUAUUGUUCAUUUAACUUCAUUAUGACAUCUAUUAUCCUUCUCUCAAAAAACUCAAGAAAGCGUUUAUAAAAGUUGUGAAAACGUCUCGUUUUGCUUUUGUGCGGAUCAAAAAGAUGUACCCAAGAAACGUACAUGAGGUCGAUCUGGAGCUCGGAGGUGGGAAAUUGUCUCUUUCUGCGUGCUCGGGGGUGGGAAAUAGACCUCCAACAAAGAAAACAUUGCAAAUCCCCGGUGGGAGUCUGCCCGAGGUGGGAGGGGGCAUGGUUACAAAUCAAUUUGAACCAUGCAUUAUCACUCCAUGCUAUUUUUUCUGCCAUUUCAUAGCAAAUAUUUCCUAACAAGAUCGAUCCUGGACAUAAGUGUUUUCAUUGGCCAAGACAAACUCGGUGACCGAAUAAUAAAACGAUUAUAGUACUCGGUUGUCGCAAAAUAUCGUGAUUUGUCAGUGUCUCGCAAAUCAAUUAUUUGCCACAUUCGAACUGCGAGACACUGACAAAUCCAAUAAUUGUUUAUUAUCUCGCCCAGUUGUUUUGUGUAUUAUUGAUGGUAAUUCUGAUCGUACAUUUUAUGGCUACAAAAUAUGAAAUUCUUCGAUCUUUGUGUGUGUUUGUUUAAUUCAGCAACCAAAUUGGAAUCACCUCCCUCAGCCUCGUCAAUUAUUGCAUCGCUCGAAGGUUCUUCAACGAAUUUAUUCCCGGAAAGGCCCCAGGGAAAUCUGAGAACGAUGCAAGAUUCAUCAGAGACAACACAGCACGAUGCCUCGAAUGAGACGCCUAUAACAACAGGUAGAUGUCUCUUUCUCUCAGAUUUAGCGAAGAUUGAACGCAUCUCCCGGUUGUCAACUUUAAGCUCAACCAUUGGUCAAUUCGUCUUUUAGAUCUGUGCAAGCCAGGAUGACUGUCUUAGCGUUGUCUUUGUUAAAUCUGCCUUUUCUACGCACUAAAGAGUGUCAUCUAAUUUAAGUAGUUAUUGAACGUCUACAGUGGUCACUGUCUGUCCCCAUGAGCAAGACGUUUUCCCAGUGGUCGAAAAAUUUUAUUGUUUUAUAUAUAAGCCCUGAUAAAGGCGAGGUCCCGGUUGUUCAUAUGGUGGAUAGCGUUAUCCACUGGAUAAAUCACUAUCCAGCGGCUAAGUAUUAGAAAAACCAAAAACCAUUUGGUGUUAUCCGCUGAUAGUGCUAUCCAUCUUUAGAACAACUCAGACCAGAAGAAAAUGUUGCCAUACAAAUCUUAGUCUGCUACACAGCCGUUUUAAGUGUCGUCACGCAACGCUGGACCGAAAACAAAUCUAGCCUUACAUACGCUAAUGUAGAUAGGAUUUUAUAUUUAAAGUUAAGACCUUGCGUCCUUAUAGUCAAAUAGGGGCAUUUAUGGAUGUGGGUUAAGCCUUCUUGUGAGAAAAGGAAAGCGGAUAACCAUAUGCAUGAAUGAUUUGUUUAAUUUCAUUUCCUUCAAAACUGAAUUUGUUGAUUGGAAUGUAACUCGAAUUAAUCCGUAAUUUAGUGAACCACUGAGGAUCUUGUAAAAUAGUGAAAAUUUGUGCGUGCUUGCUAAAGGCUUCACCUUUUAUCCAUUGUUUAAGACAAGUCAAGUCAAUGUAGCUUAGUUGAUUGGCAGUAUUUUUGUCUUGUAGCCUUAGCAUUACUUAGCUGCAAUGUAUCAGCUACGUCGUUGCACGCUGUGGACCAUGUUUUAGAGAUCAUUGGUAACACAGUAACAUUUGUCACGACUCGACUUAAAGGAACAUCACCAACCCAAGUCAAGGAUUACCUAGAACGGGAAAACUUACCCAGGAUAUGUUUGUUGCUUGUGGACGCAGAUGAAGUAAACCGUGCCAGUCGAUAUUCACUUCUUGAAGAACUAGAAUACAAAGAUCUUUUCAAAACAGUUCUGGAUAGAGUUGGUAAGUUGCCCUGGGGGAAUUCCUGAGGCUACUCCUGAGAAUUCUUGUUGGGGUUGUGCUUAGUGCUAGUCCCCUGUUCUUCGAAUCCUGACCCUUCGUUCUUUUUUGCCCCUAGUUCUGAAAUGCUUACAUAACACAGUGACUGCAUUAGCUAACACUAAUGUUAAUAAAAAAUAAGAAAGCGAAUUCCUGUAAUAGAAAAAAAAAAACGUCCUAGUAACUGAGCGCGCUGUACCAAUCGCUCUUAGGCCUUAGUUCGAAACUGUAUCCCUCCAGCGCAUGCUCAACAAAGAUCUUACUCGAUCGAUUCAUUCAGAGUCUCUCUCAAGUACGCCAAAUCAAGCAAAUGAGAGAAAUACUCUGCUAGCAGGGUGAUGCUCAUCUUAUCAGCUCUGAAUUGAUAAAUGCACGAUGCCACAAAGAACUUUGCAUGUAAUAUAUCAAAAACGACACGCAGAGUUUCAUCCGAUAUCCAUCAGACACCUAGAAGUGGGUUUAAAAACAAGGUGCAGCCGAGAUUUUUAAGACCGACUUCGAGUAGCUGGAUAUCGGAUGAAACAUUGCGUAUAUAGCUUCUCAAAUUAACAAUAACUUAAUUCUUGGAGAAAUUCAAAGAUAAAGUUUGCAAAAUUUUAUGGUAAUUAAUAUCCGAUAUCCAAACCACCGUCACGGUUGGGAUUUUGUUUGUUUUCUCUUUAUGAAUUAUUAAUGAGUCUGAGAAGCAUGAAUGGAGUCGUAGCUUUCUAGUGGAAGGAAAAGUUGAUGUUCGCAAUCAGUGUAAAUUAUCAGAAUAAUUAAAAAACAUUUUCCUUACUUUUUUGCUUGGCUUUGAGUCCAGACAAAUAAUAGUAAACUUUAAAUUGUUAUGUUCUUUUCUUUUUUGCAGCUGAAAAGGUUGUAAUUGUGGUCUGUGCUGACUGCCAUUUCUCACAAGAAAAUGAGGUCCAACUAUUCAUUGAGGGCGUGGUUGAGAAAAGGGAAAAGGGAUUCAUUGUGUGGCUAAAAGGUGGAGCGCUGUCUGUUGACCCGGAUAUUUUGGCACACAUUUUGAUUCCGGGGCAACUUUCAACUCAGGUAUCACCAAAGCGAAGUUGCCCUAAAAUGCCAAGGGGUGUUGCUGCCUCUGCUUCUGCCACUAUAACGCGUCCAGUAAAUGUUGAUGAAAGAGAAGGAUGUCCACCUUUUUUUACAUUAGCUGAUCUGCUGAGUCGUGAUGUUAGCCUUCACCCAGCACUUGGUAUCCAAGCGCAUCAAGAAAAGCAUUCCUUAUCAAACUCGACUUCGACGGAUUCUUACGAGUUGAUAGAUGAAGCGAUCAACUCUGCUGAACAAGGCAUCUUGGCAGCUCAAGAACCGGUUUCCACGCCUGUCACAAAAUCAACGAGAGAUACUUGGUCGCAAGAAAGCUCAAAAACUGUCCUCGACUGGAGAAAACUUGAACAUGGUAGGAUUAGCGAUGUAGUCGUCGUCGAGCAACCCCUGCCACAUCUGAUCCCAGGCCUUUUCCGUACACGACUAGAACGGCCGGAACCGCAGAUUCCGGAGGAGGUUGAACAAGAUCUUUUGAAACAGUUUGGAACGACACCUAAAGUUGAAGUAAAAGUCGUGUCAAAUCAAGGUGUACUAAAGUGGUUCGCUGAGGAAAAUUCCCGGGAGGCUAAGGAAAUAGCGGAAAAUGAGGCUCUUAUGCUAAAAACUGGUGUUCGUUACGGCCAAGUGUCUAUGGAGGAAAACGACCUUCAAUUCAGGUAUCCAGAAUGGACCGUUCCUGAGUGCAUUCUCCAAAAAAUUGAAAGUGGCCAUAGGGACAUGCCCAGUGGGGAACUCAAUAUCAUUUCUGACGAGAAAGGAAACUUAAGAUUCCAUGUAUCAUAUAGCUAUGAACAGGAGACAUUAGCUCGACUUCUUCCCUUACUGGGUAGAGCAUAUGGUGGUGUUCCCUUUCCCGGAUUUCAGUAAAUGACGUUUUGUUGUCAGCCGUUUUUAGAAUAAACUUGCAUGCAUCCAAGUGUGCAAGUGGAAAAAUCUAGGUCAAUUUUGAACACAUGGAACUGUUUUUAGUUCAUUGCAUAUGUAAUGCUCAAAAGGUCUACAGUCGAACCUCUCUAUAAUGGCCACCUUGGGGACAGAAGAACGUGGCCGUUGUAAAAAGGGGGCCUUUGUAGAGAGGUUUUAAACAAGAG